Messenger RNA from Botrytis fragariae, 1788 nucleotides. RefSeq lists its product as uncharacterized. The record is from RefSeq and is a predicted model, not a curated record. The transcript has 3 exons. Lineage: Eukaryota; Fungi; Ascomycota; Leotiomycetes; Helotiales; Sclerotiniaceae. Bases 1 to 1788 code for a protein of 595 amino acids.
AUGGAGGAAGAGUUUGAGAUCAUAGAUCUCCCAGAUGGAUAUCAUAUCUCCGAACUGAGCGCAGAUGAUCGCGCGAUCCAACCUUUAGUAGCAGCAAUGCAGCUGACCGUCAACCGAAACGAAAGAAAUAGAGGAGGGCCCCUAUUCCAUGCGGAUCUUAGGCUGUCGGAUCUAACAGGCAGGGACUUUGGAAUGAACAUCAUCUACGAAAUGUUUUCCCGCGGCUUACCCAAUAAACGUCGAAUGAUGUCCUGCGAAAUAUGCGAGACGUUUAUCAGAGAUUUCGGCAAUCUUUGCUUUCUCUCUGAUGAUGGAACACUUGUGCCAUUUAUCUGGCCAGGCGAAGACAUCGUCCCGGAUUAUUACAGACAAGCAGUAGCCAAUGUGAGGAAGUUGUUUGUGGGGCGUCCACUCGGGGAAGAGUUCCGGAGUCACCUCGAGACUGCUCAACAAUGGUUAGCCUACUACGCACGCAAGUCUGGAAAUUUUGAUACUUACGACCACAUGGACGUUAGUGUUCUGGGUCAUGUUCGGGCUUACCAUGGACCAACGAAAUCGGAGCAUCUCGCUGAAGUUCUAGAAAGAAUACUAGCAGGUAAUGAUGAGAAGACAAUCACUCAGACUUACAUGAUUUUGAUGAACGAUGUUUUACCUCAUGUCAAAUUAUACCAGCCAUGGAUUGCAUGGCUAAAGAACGUUGCCAUUGCUAUGAAAGUACAGGACGAUCUCAGACCCGAAGCUCGAAAGGGCCUGAUUGCUAAAUACUCAUUCUUGGCAGCUGAAGGUUGUCUACCUUCAUUAUACAAUGGUGACCUAGCAAAGUUGAUGUCGUUUGUUAGAGCUGGCGAAAGUAUAACAUCCAUUCAGUCAAAGGGGAUGCAAAUAGUAAAUCCUCAGGACGGAAUACUGCCAAAGGAUAAAGCACGUACAACGUCAAGAUUGAUUUCGGACCUAGGUUAUAACACAACGUUAUUUAUCAAAAUCGGUCAGAUUCCAACAUGUGCCUAUCUUUGGACCGAUUCUUCCAAGCCUUCCGCCAUACCAAGACCACUAUUUCAGCCUCUCGAUUCCAAAAGACAAAGCGUUCCAAUGACUGUUCAGGAUGCUCUCGACAGGGCACCUAUCAAGAAAAUUUGUUUCCGCAAAUUCUGCUUAGAAGUUACUCCGCAAGCAUUCUCACUCUCAAUUUAUAUCACCGAAGAAUCAAAACAUGCUGAGAAUCUCCACUUCCUCACCACAGGCGUAGAUGAUCCCGUCGGAAGAACCAAGCCCAUAUAUACGUUUCAAAAGCCAGGGGAACACACAGCAUCAUGGUUUAAAGCUUCACAUAUAAGAUCUCCCGAAGAAGCGAAUCUGUGUGCUGGCUGGGUUAAAGUUAAAUGCAUCAUCUCAUUUCCUCACAUGUGGGAUUAUUUUCAAGCCCAUCAGAAGUCUACUAAUCAUCAAUUCUUCAAUCCUAUGGCCCAUAGGGGAUUCGAGCACAAGGAUUUGGGCAUGAAGUUUUUGCUCGUUCUAGAUGGAAUUAACGAUAAUCAUGGAAAAGGCUCUGAUCUAUCGGCUGAGCUGUUAAACGAAGAGCUGAGGUGUUUCAGCAGGGAACAAUUAGAGUCUUACAGGGACUCGAAAUCUAUACGAGGCUCACAUAUCAAUGGACAUGUAGGUGGGGUUGCGAUUGAAUCUGACAGAUUCAGGAAAGUGAUGCUCGGGGUAAGGAUGAAGAGUGGUGAGUUCGUGAGAUAUGAGGUUGUUAAGUACAAGUACUAUGUAGAACAAUUUGGGGGACGUUGA